AUCUUGCCUUUGAAGUACACUCUUUUGUACGCCCUUAUUUUACAAUUCCUACCUUCACAGCCAUAGCCCUCCCCUUAUUAAUCCCCUUCUCCCUCUUUCUCUUUUCUUCUUUAGCAACUCAGACACCGGAGCAUGCCUGAAUGUCCAGAGAAAGGGAGAGAUUUGAUUUUGAUGAGAUAGGGAAGAAGCUGAAGAGAGAAAUAGAUGCUCCUAAUUCUUCUUCUGCUCAUCACCAUCAUCAAAUGGGAAGAAGACAUAUGUUGGGUCCCCCCGGAACCCUAAACACGAUCACGCCAUGUGCAGCCUGCAAGCUCUUGAGAAGAAGAUGCGCUCAAGAAUGCCCUUUCUCUCCCUACUUCUCUCCCCACGAACCCCAGAAGUUCGCCUCCGUCCACAAAGUGUUUGGCGCCAGCAACGUAUCCAAGAUGCUUAUGGAGGUACCGGAGAGUCAAAGAGCAGACGCGGCGAAUAGUCUUGUGUACGAGGCGAACGUGAGGCUAAGAGAUCCGGUGUACGGAUGCAUGGGAGCGAUUUCGGCUUUGCAGCAGCAAGUUCAAUCUUUACAAGCUGAGCUUAAUGCUGUGAGGGGUGAGAUACUUAAGUACAAAUAUAGGGAAGCAAAUCUCAUGGAUCCUUCUUCUCAUCAUCAUCAUCAUCAUCAUCAAGUGGCAGCUUUGUUCUCUACUACUUCUGGGGGAGCUGUUUCAGUUGCUUCCCUCCCACCGUCCACACAGCCGCCACCGCCACCGCCACCGCCUCCUCCUCUGCCUCCUACUUCCUCCUCCUCAUCUAUGUACACUCAACCCAACAGCGCCGCCGACUAUAGCACCCUUUCAAGUGAAAAUGUUUCCUACUUUGGUUAAUUAUGAUUCUAAUUAACUAGACUGAUCAAUUGAAUUAAGAGAACUAUCCCAUUUAAUUUUCUUACUAUGAUGAUUCAAGUGGAAUAAAAUGACAUGACAGAAUUA
Messenger RNA from Rosa chinensis, 968 nucleotides. Its product is annotated as LOB domain-containing protein 15. NCBI's taxonomy places the organism in Eukaryota, Viridiplantae, Streptophyta, Magnoliopsida, Rosales, Rosaceae. Bases 141 to 863 code for a protein of 240 amino acids. The transcript has 3 exons. The record is from RefSeq and is a predicted model, not a curated record.